UUAUUUUAUUUAUUGUUCAACAUGUUUAUUUCAUUCCUCUAAAAGUAUACCAGACGAGAUAGUAAAAAUCAUCCACAUAUUACUGUAAAAACCAAAGUAUUCAGUCAUUCUGACUACAAGUUAACCAAAGCAACAUGUGAUUCCUGUCACAUACUAUCGAUCACGAAGAAAUAAAGUUUCAUUCAGUCUUGCGCUUGCGUCCCUUGAAUCAUUCUUUUCAGAGUCGUUCUCAGAUACAUUAACGACUUCAGUCAGUGCUAUGCACCGCAAGCGUCAGCAUGCGAUCUACAAGUAAUGUCGACGAUCUUCCACUGAAUGAUCGUUAUGAAAGCGAUAUAUAUUAUACAUUUCAAUUCUGCUAUUGGAUUUUAAAACCAUUAGGCAUCCAUUAUUUCAUCUACAGUCAAGCGAACAAAUUCGAAAGAAUUUUGUCCGUGAUCCUAAUCCUGAUCUGUUGUUUCAUAAUACAAUUUGUCAUCGUGCCGUUCGGUUACUAUAUUCUAUUCUACGAGAAGGAUAUGAAUACGAAGAUCAAAUUUUUAGGACCGUUGACAUUUUGUCUAAGUGCACUAUUCAAGUAUGGUUAUCUUGGCAUAAAGAGUUCAGAGCUUGGUCGUUGCAUAAAACACGUGGAAAAAGAUUGGAAGAUGUUGCAAAAUGAGGAUCAUCGUAUCAUCAUGUUACGAUAUGUAAUCAUGGGCAGAAAUCUAAUCACAUUAUGCGCAGCUUUCAUGUAUACUGGUGGUCUGUUUUAUCAUACCAUUAUGCCAUUGCUUUCGAAAAGGAAAGUUGAAAAUUUUACAAUUAGGCCACUUACCUAUCCUGGUUAUGAGGCAUUUUUCAACAUUCAAAAGAGUCCCACGUAUGAAAUCAUAUAUUGUAUGCACUGUAUUUAUGUUAUCGUUGUAGGUAACAUCACGAUGGCCGCGUACAGUUUAACGGCAAUCUUCAUCACUCAUGCCUGUGGACAGAUUAAGAUACAAACGUUACGAUUGGAGAACUUAAAGAACAAGAAGAAAGUGUUAGAAACAGGUAUCGAGAGUCAUCUGGCGGUUGUUGUCAGGAAUCAUGUGGAAAUUUUAAGAUUUACGAAAAAUGUUGAAACAACAUUACGUGAAUUAUUCUUAGUAGAAGUGAUAGUGUCAACCUUAAUGUGUUUGCUUGAAUAUUACUGCAUGGUGGAAUGGGAGACUAGUGAUUCGGCUGCAAUAUUAACAUAUGUCAUUCUCUUAUUUUCUUUCACUUUCAACAUAUUAAUAUUUUGUUACGUAGGAGAACUUCUUUUUGGACAGGGUAGUGAUAUUGCAACUGCUUUGUAUGAAAUAGAAUGGUACAACUUACCUGGAAGAAAAGCUCGUGAUAUUAUUUUAUUGCUCGUUAUAUCGAAAUAUCCGCCUAAACUAACAGCUGGCAAAAUAUUUAUUCUAUCGAUGAAUACUUUUAGCAUUGUCUUAAAAUCAUCAUUAGUUUAUUUGAAUAUGUUGCGAACGAUCACUGAAUUAUAUCAUGUUGAAAGUUUCUACAUUGUCGACCAGUCGACAGUGAGCACCGGAGCCCUCACUAUGCUUGAUCGAUCUUAUAAUAACGGUCAGUUAAAAAAUAUUCAUUACGAAAACGACAUACAUUACACUUUACAAAUGUGUCAAUGGUUAUUGAAACCUAUCGGAGUGUGGCCUUUCGUUUAUGAUCGAACUAGCAGAUUUGAACAACUUAUUUCCAUCGUUCUAAUGGCUACGUGCUUUUCCAGUUUGUUAUUUAUCAUCCUACCAUCCGGCCAUCAUAUGUUUUUCGUAGAGAAAGAUGUGCACAUCAAGGUAAAACUGCUCGGUCCAGUUGGAUUCUGUUUAUCGUCUACAAUUAAAUAUUGCUAUCUUGGUGUGAAAGGUGUAUUUUUUGAACAAUGUAUCAAACAUGUUGAAAAAGAUUGGAAAAUGGUACAAGAUCCAAGUUAUCGAAUAAUCAUGUUAAAAUAUGCUACUAUUAGCAGAAAACUCAUAACUAUGUGUGCCGUUUUUUUAUAUACCGGUGGAAUGUCAUAUCAUACUAUAAUGCAAUUUUUGUCAAAAGAGAGAGUUAAUAAUAAUUACACGUUUAAACCAUUGACUUAUCUAGGCUACGAUCCAUUUUUCGAUACGCAAUCCAGUCCUACAUACGAAAUCAUAUUUUGCAUGCAUUGUUUCGCCGCCAUGAUCAUGUAUAGCGUCACAACGGUUGCAUAUAGUUUAGCGGCGAUUUUUGUCACUCAUAUCUGUGGGCAAAUUCAAAUACAAAUAGCAAGAUUACAAAAUUUAGUAGAAAAUAAGGACAAAAAGAAUGACUGCGAUCUUUUUGCUCUUAUUGUUCAUGAUCAUGUAGAAAUUUUAAGAUUUUCGAAAAAUGUAGAAGAAGCUUUACGUGAGAUAUGUUUGACAGAAAUUAUUGAAUCUACAAUAAUUAUGUGUUUGCUUGAAUAUUAUUGCAUGACGGAAUGGCAAAAUAGCGAUGCAAUUGCAAUAUUGACCUAUUUUACUUUGUUGAUUUCUUUUACAUUUAACAUAUUUAUAUUUUGCUAUAUAGGCGAAAUUCUUUCUGAACAGUGUAGCCAAAUUGGUACAAUUUCUUAUGAAAUCAAUUGGUACAAAUUGCCUGCUAAAAAAGCUCAUAACCUUAUUCUACUCAUUUCCAUGUCGCAAUAUCCCCCAAAACUUACAGCUGGAAAAAUAAUUGAUUUAUCUUUCAACACAUUUAGCUCUGUAGUAAAAACAUCGGUAAUUUAUUUGAAUUUACUUCGAACAGUUACGGAUUAAUAACAGGAUUAAAAUUAAUAUAAAUAAUAUAAAUA
Apis florea (little honeybee) is the source of this 2821-nucleotide messenger RNA. RefSeq names its product odorant receptor 51 (gene Or51). NCBI's taxonomy places the organism in Eukaryota, Metazoa, Arthropoda, Insecta, Hymenoptera, Apidae. The record is from RefSeq and is a predicted model, not a curated record. Gene Ontology annotation, biological process: detection of chemical stimulus involved in sensory perception of smell; sensory perception of smell. Gene Ontology annotation, molecular function: odorant binding; olfactory receptor activity. Gene Ontology annotation, cellular component: plasma membrane.